AACUAAAUCAGAAAAAAAACUCAAUUACAAUCAAAGAUAAACAGUUAAAGUGAAUCCAUGGUAACUGAUUAUCUCCCCAUUAGAAGCACUUGACAAGCUCACUCAUCGUUGAUUCAUCGAUGGAAAUAGUUACAUUGUUAUUAUUUUAAUCUCUUGAUUAUUUUAUUGUUUUGUUUUAAUUGUUUCAAAUUCUAUUGUUACCCAAACACGAUGCCAUCGUUAUCCAUUCUGAGGCCAUGUUGGUUGGCCAUGAAUCGCCAAUUAAUUGGUCAACAAUCAGUGUUCAUAUUAAGGAAAUUCUCUGAUGAUAGAGAUUCUCGAUUUAAAAAGGUUUCGAGUAAAUUUGAUGAUGGUUUGUUUAUGAUGAAACAUGAAGAUCAUAAACUUGUCCUAUCUUAUUGGACUCCUUUACGUCAAGUGGUUAAAUGUUUUGUCAAGAAUGAUGAUGAUCGGAAAUCAGUUAAAUUGUUUGAUGUUGAUCAGAAAUUAAACAUUGACGAUUCUACACCAUUGGGAACAGCAUUUCAGGCAAAUGAAAAGAUCCUGUUAAAAGGUAAAGAUCAAUCAAUUUUAUUAGAUUUUGAUGGAUCUCAAUCUGGCCUCAAAAAAUGGAUCUCAUCAACUGAGAUUGUUAAUAAUGAACCAGUUGAUGAGCUCGAAAGGAAACGUAUUGUACUUUUACAAAGCUACGUUCCAAUGCUACAAAAUUUUGAGAAAAUUCUCAUUGAAUCUUCUAGUUCAUCGGCUAUUCGGUUCAAAUGGAUUGGCCUCUUCCUGUUAUCCUCUCAACUUGGUUUUCUCGGAAGAUUAAUAUGGUUUGAAUACUCAUGGGAUAUCAUGGAACCAAUUACCUGGUGUGUCACUUACUCAGCAACCAUAUUGACUUUCUGUUAUUACGUUAUAACGUCUCAAGAAUAUCAAUACCCUCAGGCUGAAAGGAGAAUGGCCAUAAAGCAUUUCUGUGAAUCUUAUUCUAAAAGGGCAUUUGAUCUCAAUUCUUUCACCCAAUUACACCAACAAAUCAAAUCACUUGACAAACAAAUAAGAAAAAUGAAACAAAAAGCUCUCUCUCAACCAAUCGUAUCUCCUCCGACUGUUUCUGAUCAUCAAACAAUAAUCAACUAAAUUGACAAUCUUCAAAUCAAUCAAGUGACAUCUCCAUUUGGACAUAAUUUUUGGAAUCACUUUUUUCAUCGACAGUGGAUAUUAAAUUGUUUUCUCAAUGGCCAGUUGAUCAAAAGUGCAAUAAUAUGAUGUAAAGUGAUGAAAAGAAUGACCCAAAUUCAUUCAUGGUCGAUCAAAAUUAUUAUUGUUGCAUUAAUUGACUCAACAAGAGGCUUCCAGUAAUAAGCAAAAUUGAUCAAUUAUCCAUGAGAAACAAAAAACUUGCACCGAUUGUAAAUGUCCAAGGAAAUGUCAUUUUGUCAACUUGUUGUUUACAACGAUUAUCACAAACUUUAAGCAACAUAUAUAAUCAACUAUCAUUAAUUAUACAAUUUAAUUUUGACUUGUUUUCGUUGAAAAUUUAAAAAUCUCUUACACGUUGAGCAUUUUAUGACCACAUAUUACAAAAAGUAUAAUCAAACCUUUUGAAUCUCUCUUUCCAUGAUCCAUGUUAUUAAUAUUGAUGAAAAAAAAGCACUAAUUCAAAUUGUUCUAAUGUUCAUCUGUAAUCAAAACAAAACAAAACAAAACAAAAAAAACAAUUGUCACGUUGCCUCACAUUUCAAUUAAAUUCACGUCACGAAAAAAUUA
Messenger RNA from Panonychus citri (citrus red mite), 1755 nucleotides. RefSeq lists its product as uncharacterized. Gene Ontology annotation, cellular component: uniplex complex; mitochondrial inner membrane. The record is from RefSeq and is a predicted model, not a curated record. The transcript has 4 exons. NCBI's taxonomy places the organism in Eukaryota, Metazoa, Arthropoda, Arachnida, Trombidiformes, Tetranychidae. The coding region runs from base 211 to 1125 and encodes 304 amino acids. Gene Ontology annotation, molecular function: uniporter activity; calcium channel activity. Gene Ontology annotation, biological process: mitochondrial calcium ion homeostasis; calcium import into the mitochondrion.